This is a messenger RNA of Scheffersomyces amazonensis, 402 nucleotides long. RefSeq lists its product as uncharacterized. Lineage: Eukaryota; Fungi; Ascomycota; Pichiomycetes; Serinales; Debaryomycetaceae. The transcript has a single exon. The record is from RefSeq and is a predicted model, not a curated record. The coding region runs from base 1 to 402 and encodes 133 amino acids.
AUGAAAAUGAGGUUAAAAGAAGGGUCUGAUUUUAUAAAGAAUAACUAUGAAUUUGUUACAAUUUUAUCAGGGGAAAGUUUUGGAGAGACUUAUGGUUGUGAUAUAAAAAUUAAAGAAAAGGCCAGUGGGAAGUUCUUUUUAUUAAAGAUAUAUGAUAUAUUACGUUCGCGUGCUUAUAAAGCCAGCCAUAUGGAUGCAAAUGCAUCUUUCAGUUUUGUUACACGGCUCUUUAACAAGGAAGUGGCUAGUUCAACCAGAUUAGAGAAACUAAAUAACUUUCCACAAGUCUUUUAUUAUGGCUACUUCAAUGGGAAAACAAACGUUUAUCAAGAAGAGCUCGAUGACUCCAGCUUAGCUGACAUGCCUUUUAUAGGGUAUUUUAUUAUUGAAGAAUUUUUUUGA